AAUAUGAAUGAUCCUGUUCAAAUAAUUUUAUUAUGUUAAUAAACUUUUGAACUGCCAAUAUAAGUACUACACAUGUAAUAAAAUGUCUUACAAUCCUAGGAGUCUUUACAAUGAAUUUCAAGUAAAUUUUAACGUCCUCGAAGAUGUAAUAUCAGACAUCGACUCAAAAUUAAAUGUAAUAAAAAACAAUGGAUCGCUAGACUUGGAAUCAAAUCAAAUAAAAAUGAGUGAUGAAAAAAUUAUAAAAACUGAAGAUGGUGCAGUUGUUAGAAAAGUGUUUGUAACAAAUAUAGACAGAAGUGUGAGCAGGAAGGAUUUAACAAUUAUUUUUGAAAAAUUUGGUCCUAUACAUGAUGUUUUCAUAAAAACCUGUGAUUCGGCUGCUGGGACAAGAAUUAAUGUGACAUUUGGAUUUGUAACAUUUUAUAAUCCAACCAGUGCCUAUAAUGCUAUAAAGUAUGAGAAACCGCUUAUGUUGAAACAUAGGAGGCUUAAGGUAAGGCCAGCAGAUACAUGGCAUCAACCUGUUGUGAGAGCAAAUGGAGAAUUGAACUAUGAUAUUGGAAUAAAUGCUAUUGAAUCAUCACUGCCUUUAAGAAGAGAAAAAUAUACUGGAGCAAUUAAAAAGACAUCUCAUCCAGAAGCAACUACUUCAAACAGUUUGCCAAAUGAUGAUAAAAUAGAACAAGUUUCAGAAAUAAUGACAUCAGCUCAUAUAAAUAUUUUAAAUGAUGAUUGUUUUACACAGCUGUUUUCUUAUUUCACACUGUUUGAAUUAAUUGAACUAGAACAAGUUUGCAUCAGAUGGCAUAAUACAAUUAAUUUGAUUUGGCAGAGAAUUCAUCGCCUAUGUACUGAUGAUCUUAUCAGUCAAUUGAAUUCACCAAAGUUAACUACAGAUGCUAUGAGAAGACUUUUAGUCAGAUGUGGACCAUAUUUAAAAUCAUUAAAGAUAUCAUCAGACAAACAUGCUUUUAAUUCUCGUAUUCAUCAAGUAAUAUCCAAGUCAUGCCCGCAUCUGGAAACUUUACACUUAUCUGGAGUUUCUUCUAACGCUCCUGGUAUAUUAGCUUUAUCAAGAGGAUGCAAGAAACUAAAAACUAUACUGUUCAAAAAUAUUCCGGGUGUUCAAGAUCAUAUUCUUCAAACUUUGUUCAAAGAAAAUGCAAACUUAGAAAGUGUUCAUAUUGAGGGUGGGUCAGCCAUAACUGGUAGAUGUCUUAGGGCUCUUUCUUUCGGCAUACAUGAGAUAUCUCUAAUUAAUUGCAAUAGCUUACAACUAAAAGAACUGAAAGUUGCCUUCCGAAAUAUGAAAUAUUUAAAAUCUUUAACAUUUGAAUCCUGUAUGACUUUAACAUCCAACUUUUUGGUUGAUGUAGCAGAUUGCUUUCCUAAUUUGGAUAAAUUUUCUUUGAAUAAAUACUAUCCUUUGAUGCACAAUAAAUCCUUAAAUCCAAUAGUUAAAAUGACGAAUAUAACAGUGUUAUCAUUCAGUAUGAAUACAUUAGUUUCUGAUACUCUAUUAGAGGAACUUUCUCAAAAGUGCAUAAAUGUGACCUCAUUAGAUUUAUCAAGCUGCAGUCGAAACGACAGAAAUUUCACAGUUGUAGGGCUUCACCAUCUUGCCAAAUUUCCAAAAUUGAGUAAGGUAUAUCUCAGUUAUAUGGAAAUAGUAACAGGUGAUUCAUUAGAGCCUUUGGCAAAUAGAGGUAAUCUGAUUCAUUUAGAAGUUCGUGCUUGUCUGAAUUUGUCUGAUGCAGGGCCUAUAAAAGUAUUUGAAAAAUGUAAUAAAUUGGAGUCAAUGGACAUAAGCGGUUGUGAUAUGAUUACGAUAGAAAUUCUAACAUAUGUAUUAAAUAUGAUUAAGUCUAGAAAUAAUAACCAAAAAUUGAAAUUAAUAAUUGGUGGUUCUGGAAUAACAGAUUUUGUGGAAUUUAAAGAAGAAACAGAACGCAUAAAGAAUCGCUUUGCACACCCUAAUUUAGAAAUCAACUUUGAAAACUUAAGCGUGCUUUAUUUAAGGCCAGAUUUUUUUGAUGAUUAUUUUCCAGAUUCUGAUGAUGACUUAGAUAUGUUAGAUAUGGAUUAUGACGAUGAAGAUGAUUUUGAUGACGAUGAUUUUUUCAUAAUUGAACCUGAAGAUAAUUUUCCUUAUUUUGCAGCAGGUGCACUUUUUAAUGAAUUAAUUGAUGAUUUUCUAUCAGAUGAUGAUUAUUACUAAUGGUUUUUUUUUGUUCUUGCAAAUUUAUAUUUAAUUUCUUUUUCAUAAUAAUAAACGAGAUAA
Ctenocephalides felis (cat flea) is the source of this 2284-nucleotide messenger RNA. RefSeq lists its product as uncharacterized. Lineage: Eukaryota; Metazoa; Arthropoda; Insecta; Siphonaptera; Pulicidae. Gene Ontology annotation, cellular component: SCF ubiquitin ligase complex. The record is from RefSeq and is a predicted model, not a curated record. Gene Ontology annotation, biological process: SCF-dependent proteasomal ubiquitin-dependent protein catabolic process. Bases 83 to 2221 code for a protein of 712 amino acids. The transcript is spliced from 6 exons. Gene Ontology annotation, molecular function: protein binding; RNA binding.